AAUAAAAUAGACAGAAAAUUAUAGAAUCGCCCUCCACAUCUCACCCCUCGUGAAUGUUAACUAUUCUGUAGAAUCCAAGGUGCUAAAAUGACUUCAAAUUCAGAGUGGGGGGAGAAAACUUCCGGGUUGGAGGUCGCUAGGGCUUACGCUCAACAUAUUGAAGGUCGAAACGUCCUGAUUACAGGCGUAGCACCAGUAGGUGUUGGUGAAGGAACCGCAGUCGCCUUCGCAUCCCAGAAACCUGCGACCCUCAUUCUAGUGUCAAGGACGAAAGAAAAGCUCGAUAGCGUAGCAUCACAGAUCCAUAAAUUAUAUCCAGAGGUCAAUGUGAGGGUUGUCACGAUAGAUUUGGCCUCUCAGGCCUCAAUUCGCAAAGCCGCUGCUGAAGUUUCCGGUAUAAUCUCGAGGUUAGAUAUACUAGUGAACAAUGCUGGUGCUACUUACAACUCUCGUCGUUGGACGGCCGAGGGGAUCGAAAUACAGUUUGGCGCAAACCAUAUCGGUCCAUUCUUGUUCACGAAGCUCAUUUACCCUCUCUUGAAAGAAGCAGCUCGACACUCACCCGCCGGAGCAACUCGAAUAGUUAACGUGUCUAGUCACGGACAUCGACUAUCUCCCAUCCGAUUCCACGACUACAAUAUUGAAAAUAAAGAGGUUCCGGACGAGGAGAAGCCUUUCUCUCCUCUUCCGCCUGCCUUUGGAAGGAUCCAAGACGAUGGAUACAUGCCUACUAUUGCGUACGCCCAGAGUAAAACAGCCAACAUAUUAUUCACACUUUACCUUCAAGAUCAUUUGGAAAACGGGAUCACGUCGUACGCUGUACACCCAGGAGGUGUGGAGAGUCAACUUGGCCGAGAACAUGACGACGAGAUGGCCGAUACUAUUGCGAAGACGUCAUCAUUUUGGAAGAACUGCGACCAAGGCGCGUCAACGACGCUUGUAGCAGCAUUAGACCCGGCGUUGAACACUCCCGGCGGCCUCUACUUGUCCGACUGUCAAUUCUUCCCCUGUGCGGACUUUGCUAGGGAUCCCACCGCAGCCGAGCGUCUUUGGAACUUGAGCGAAGAUCUAAUCAAGGAGAAGUUUAUUCUCGAGUAAAUGUCGCAUCGCUAAAGGACGAUCCGUCUGAAGAUAGAUUGGUACGUACAUAUCGAAGUGGCAAACAACAUGUGUUAUAGACGUCAUUUAGCAAGAUAAUUAUGAGCGCGUCUAUCUACAUUGCGAUGUUCUCGUGUUCUAGCCUCCUAGGCAAGUAUAUUUAUAGGUCAGAUCUCCCAAAAAGAAAUCUGGUAUACCAGCUCGUUCCGAGAUACGAUUUCUAUUUUCAGCUUAGCCAUGAGGAAAUAUUGAUUAACGAAAAAAACGGGAACACGUCUAUCGGAAAACUGAAAUGACACCAGAAGGCUCCGGC
Molecule: messenger RNA, 1411 nt
Organism: Daldinia caldariorum
Lineage: Eukaryota; Fungi; Ascomycota; Sordariomycetes; Xylariales; Hypoxylaceae
Product: NAD(P)-binding protein
Exons: 4
Coding region: 88-1098 (336 amino acids)
Source: RefSeq, a predicted model, not a curated record